Messenger RNA from Eublepharis macularius, 4490 nucleotides. RefSeq names its product structural maintenance of chromosomes 2 (gene SMC2). Gene Ontology annotation, biological process: chromosome organization. The transcript is spliced from 25 exons. The record is from RefSeq and is a predicted model, not a curated record. Bases 126 to 3698 code for a protein of 1190 amino acids. Gene Ontology annotation, cellular component: chromosome. Gene Ontology annotation, molecular function: protein binding; ATP hydrolysis activity; ATP binding. NCBI's taxonomy places the organism in Eukaryota, Metazoa, Chordata, Lepidosauria, Squamata, Eublepharidae.
CUGAGGGAGCGGUUGGGAGCGCGGCUGCUGGCGGGGCGCUCGGGAAUGCGGCUCUCGUCACACGGCCUGGCUUCCAAGAGUUUAGAAGAAACCUUUCCUGGAUCCUCCUGGGAUACUGAAUAAAAAUGCAUAUCAAGUCAAUUGUCCUCGAGGGGUUCAAGUCAUAUGCUCAAAGGACAGAAAUCAAUGAUUUUGACCCACUAUUCAAUGCCAUUACUGGCUUAAAUGGAAGUGGCAAAUCCAACAUCCUGGACUCCAUAUGUUUCUUACUGGGCAUUACCAAUUUAUCGCACGUGCGAGCUUCCAACUUGCAGGAUCUUGUUUAUAAAAAUGGCCAAGCUGGAAUUACGAAGGCUACUGUAUCAAUCAGCUUUGAUAAUUCUGACAAGAAGCAGAGUCCUUUAGGUUAUGAGAAUCAUGAUGAGAUUACAAUCACAAGACAGGUUGUGAUUGGAGGCAGAAAUAAAUAUCUAAUCAAUGGUGUGAAUGCAAACAACGCUAGAGUACAGGAUCUUUUUUGCUCCGUUGGGCUGAAUGUCAACAAUCCCCAUUUUCUUAUAAUGCAGGGACGGAUUACCAAAGUUCUCAAUAUGAAACCUCCAGAGAUUUUGUCUAUGAUUGAAGAAGCAGCCGGCACAAGGAUGUAUGAAUGCAAGAAAAUAGCUGCUCAGAAAACCAUAGAGAAAAAAGAGACAAAACUCAAAGAAAUUUGCAAGGUUUUGGAAGAAGAAAUCACACCCACCUUGCAGAAACUGAAAGAGGAACGAUCCUCCUACUUGGAGUACCAAAAGGUCAUGCGAGAGACGGAACACUUGAGCCGCUUUUAUGUUGCAUAUCAAUUUGUGUUAGCUGAAGAAACCAAGGCACAUUCUGCUGACGUGCUGAAGGAAAUGGAAGGCGCCACUGCAAAAUGUAAAGAGGAAAUAACUGAAAAUGAGAAGGCAGUGAAGGAACUCAGCAAAGAAAUAGCUGAAAUGGAAAAGAAAAGGGAUCAAGAAUUUGGUGGUGUACUUCGUUCACUGGAAGAUGCCCUUAGAGAAGUCCAGAGAACGGAUACCAAAGUGCAAAGCACUCUGGAUAUCAAAAAGCAAAAUCUGCAAAAUGAAGAGAAAAAGCAUAAAGACCUGGUUAAAAACAUGGAGGAGGAUUCCAAGGUUUUGAUGGCAAAGGAAAAAGAAGUAAAGAAGAUAACUGAUGCCCUUAGUGCUCUUCGGGAGACCAACGGUACAGACAUAGCAGCUUUGGCUGCUGCAGAGAAACAUUUCAAAGCGGUGUCUGCUGGUCUCUCCAGCAGUGAAGAUGGGGAGGAUGCUACUCUCGUGGAACAGAUGAUGGCUUGCAAGAAUAAUAUAAGCAAAGCAGAAACCGAAGCUAAACAGGCUGAGAUGAAAUUUAAACAUGCCCAGAAAGAGCUAAAAGCCAAACAGGCUGAAGUGAAAAAGAUGGACAGUAGCUCCAAGAAAGAUCAAGACACUUUUGAAGCCGUCAAAAAGCAGAAAGAGAAACUAGAGACUGAAAUGAAGAAGCUCAAUUAUGAAGACAAAAAAGAAGAAAGCCUUCUCCAGAAACAGAGAGACUUGUCUUGUGUAGUGAACCAGCUGAGAGAGUCCUAUGAAGCUUUAAUGGCCAAAUUCCCCAAUUUACUCUUUGAAUACAGGGAUCCAGAAAAAAACUGGGACCCCAGCCAUGUGAAAGGGCUUGUCGCAUCUCUGGUUACUGUGAAGAAUGCUGCCACAGCCACAGCACUAGAAGUGGUUGCUGGGGGCCGACUCUACAAUGUCGUGGUGGACACUGAGGUUACUGGCAAAAAACUACUAGAAAAGGGCGAACUGAAGCGUCGAUAUACCAUCAUUCCACUGAACAAAAUUUCAGCAAGAUGUGUUGGGAAAGAAGCUAUCAAAGUGGCCAAAAACUUAGUUGGGGAGGACAACGCCCACCUAGCCCUUUCUCUGGUGGGAUAUGAAUCUGAAGUUCAGAAGGCCAUGGAGUAUGUUUUUGGGGGCACACUGGUUUGUGAUAACAUGGACAAUGCCAAGAAAGUCACCUUCGAUAAAAGGAUAAUGACAAAAACGGUCACUCUUGGAGGAGACAGCUUUGAUCCCCAGGGCACACUGACCGGAGGUGCGCGACCGCAGACGGUAUCAGUUCUGUGCAAGCUCCAGGAGGUAAAAGAUGUGCAAGAGCAGCUGGAAGCAAAGGAGGCUGAGCUGCAGUCGGUCGGAAAGGAGCUGUCUGGUGUGAAGGAGACUGCGGAAAAGUAUCGUCGCCUGAAGCAGCAAUGGGAGAUAAAGUCCGAAGAAGCUGAGCUGUUGCAAACCAGGCUGCAGCAAAGUGCCUACCACAAGCAGCAGGAAGAACUGGAUGCUCUGAAAAGAACCAUCGAGGAAAGUGAGCAGGUUUUGAAGACAACUCAAGAGGAUAAGAAAAAAGCAGAAGAGAAACUGAAAGUCCUUGAAGACAAAAUGAAGAAUGCAGAAGCAGAACGAGAGAAGGAGCUGAAAGAUGCACAGCAGAAGCUGAAUGAUGCCAAGAAAAAGGUUGAUGGUUCCAGCAAAAAGAUGAAAGGAAAAGAGCAGGAAGUUGAAGCACUGGUGUUAGAACUUGAAGAGCUAAAACGAGAACAGGCCUCUUAUAAACAACAGGUUGAUGCUAUGAAUGAAGCUAUUAAAUCCUUCCAGGGACAGAUUAAGGAAAUAUCGGUGGAGGUAGCAAAGAAUAAGGAAUCGGUGAAGAAGGCUGAAGAGGAGCUGGCUGAGCAAAAGGUGGUGGUGAUGGCCCAGGAUAAAAAGAUCAAAGCCAAAUCAGCCGCAGCGGUAAAAUACAAAGAACAAAAUAACGAAUUGCACCUUAAGGUCAAAGAACUGGAACAUAACAUCAGCAAGCACACGCGGGAGACCUCUGAUGCUUCUGCAAAGGUAGCCAAACUGCUGAAAGACUAUAAAUGGAUCGCUGCAGAAAAGCACCUUUUUGGCCAGCCAAACACAGCUUAUGAUUUCAAGACGAACAAUCCGAAAGAAGCUGGUCAGAGGCUGGAGAAGCUUCAGGAAAAGAAGGAGAAGCUGGGCAGGAAUGUGAACAUGAGAGCGAUGAACAUGCUGUCCGAGGCAGAGGAACGGUACAACGACUUAAUGAAGAAGAAAAGAAUUGUUGAGAACGACAAGUCUAAAAUCCUUGCAACUAUUGCAGAGCUUGACAAGAAGAAAGACGAAACUCUAAAAGUUGCCUGGCAAAAGGUAAACAAAGACUUUGGAUCAAUUUUCUCAACACUUCUGCCAGGAGCCAAUGCUAUGUUGUCCCCUCCUGAAGGGCAAACCGUCCUAGAUGGUCUUGAGUUCAGAGUUGCCUUGGGAAAUACCUGGAAGGAAAACUUAGCUGAACUAAGCGGGGGGCAACGGUCUCUGGUAGCUUUGUCUCUGAUCCUGGCCAUGCUGCUCUUCAAACCUGCCCCGAUUUACAUUCUGGAUGAAGUGGAUGCUGCACUCGAUCUCUCCCACACCCAGAAUAUUGGGCAGAUGCUCCGCACCCACUUCAGUCAUUCCCAGUUCAUUGUGGUAUCGCUGAAGGACGGCAUGUUCAACAAUGCAAACGUGCUUUACAAAACCAAAUUUGUGGACGGGGUUUCUACUGUGGCACGAUUUGCGCAGGCACAGAACGGAAAUAGUGGCUACAUGAUAGAGAAGUCAAGAAGGCAAAAGUGAAGGAAAAGGACCAGGCGGAUGCUUGAAGAGUACACUCGACCACAACACAAUAGCCCAAGUGACAUUUUUCUUAAUCCUUUUAUAAAAUGUGCAACCUUUGAAAAAACUUUAUACUGAGCAUAUUGCACACCUAAAUCCCCUCCCCAACACACUUCUUACACAAAUAGAGCUACAAAACUGCAGGAUAUUGUUCACUUUUGUUUGUAAAAUAACUUCUAAUAUUUCUCUCCUGGUAGUGAGUUCGAGGGUGAAUUCAAGUGCAAUCAAUGCCACUGGCUCCAAGCUCUUGAGAUACUGUUUUCCCUCUAUUUUGAUUAGAAAACUUGUACAUAUUUAUUAUUGCUGCCCUCCCUCAUUAAAACCAACUUGUAUAGCCCUCUUCAGCACUGAUCGCCUCUCAGUUCUGAGUGCUGACCACAGCCACUUCAGCAACCAGGCAGGUGGGCAGUUCCAGUUAUUUGCGAGUCUGAACGCUCUCGCUUUCCAAUCUUGGGUUCAUUUCUGGGAUGUACUGUGCACAAGACAUGAAUUCCAGACUCAGCUUAGUAAAAGAUGAGUUUAAUUAAGGAGUGUCUCCAGAAAGCAUGAAGCAGUUCAGGUUUUAGCAGCAGGCUAUUAAGAUUGGGAUUCGGCUUAUUCCAGUUGUGUUAGCUUAUUGUUUUGUUUUACAUUUUCCCAUGUGUAUGAAAUCCUUCCGUGCUCUUCUUUUCACAUGCAAGCAAUUGUUAUAUACACCUCCUUCUCUUACUUUGUUUUCCCAAAAUAAAGCCUGUUCAGAGAGCCCGGAUUGCU